Molecule: messenger RNA, 198 nt
Organism: Opisthorchis viverrini
Lineage: Eukaryota; Metazoa; Platyhelminthes; Trematoda; Opisthorchiida; Opisthorchiidae
Exons: 1
Source: RefSeq, a predicted model, not a curated record
GACGAUGCCGAUGAGGCGACUGAUCUCACCUCACCCUCGCCCACUUCGAAAUUCCGCGCUGAUCGAUUUCGCGCCGGGAGGCAGUCCAAGGAUGGACGGAUGUCCGCCUAUGGUGGCAUGAGUAUGUGGUCGCUAAAGCCAUCUUCGUUGGCUGCCAUGUGUCAGUUCCGACCAGAAGACGCACAGCUACUUGCGGAA